AUGUCAUAUAGCCCCUCCAAUCAGCCAGUGAGAGCAGCGCCGCUCGACUCGGACUACGAGCGCAUCGACGGCGACCCCUACUUCACACGAGUAGUAUCCUAUUUCAGGCCAUCGGAUUACCUCAAUUGGGCCAUCUCCGUCGCCGCCAUCCCCGCGGGGCUCAAGCUCUGGGAACACUUGGAGCCCGCAAACGGCACGGGGCUCAAGCCCGCCAGGAUCAGCGGCGCAUCCUAUCGCGCCGCCGUGGCAAUUGGCCUCACGGGCGGCUUCUUGCUUGCCUACAUCCGCUCGUCGUACCGUUUCUUGGGCUGGAGAGAAAACGCCCGUGAAGUUGCAAAAGACAGAUACGAGAUGAAGAAGCUAUUGAGCCAGGGCAAGUUGCCCUACCAUGAGGACGAGAGCGCCUUGGAUGACAGGGGCAAGGAUAUCGCUAAUAGAAACUCGCAGUAUAGCGCCAGCAUGUUGUAUCUCUUGCCGUGGUUCAACUUGGCUUACCACCCUUACCACCAGACCAACUUAGAGAAGUACUAUGAGAACAGACCCGGUGAGGAAGAGUGGGGGUUUAAAUUGAAGCCUUUGGACGAGAUUUACGCCAACGCUAACAAGUCGAAGUACAGUUAG
Molecule: messenger RNA, 621 nt
Organism: Lodderomyces beijingensis
Lineage: Eukaryota; Fungi; Ascomycota; Pichiomycetes; Serinales; Debaryomycetaceae
Source: the annotation of a GenBank genome assembly